Molecule: messenger RNA, 1318 nt
Organism: Gavia stellata (red-throated loon)
Lineage: Eukaryota; Metazoa; Chordata; Aves; Gaviiformes; Gaviidae
Gene: RAB33B
Product: RAB33B, member RAS oncogene family
Exons: 2
Coding region: 1-693 (230 amino acids)
Biological process (GO): Rab protein signal transduction
Cellular component (GO): endosome; Golgi apparatus
Molecular function (GO): GTP binding; GTPase activity
Source: RefSeq, a predicted model, not a curated record
AUGAUGGCCGCGGCGGCCGACCUGGAGUCCUCGCUGGAGCUGAGCCUGACGGGCAGCGGCGCGCUCCCCGGCGGGCUGCCCCCCGCGCGCUCCCGCAUCUUCAAGAUCAUCGUCAUCGGGGACUCCAACGUGGGGAAGACGUGCCUCACCUACCGCUUCUGCGCCGGCCGCUUCCCCCAGCGCACCGAGGCCACCAUCGGCGUCGACUUCCGCGAGCGCGCCGUCACCAUCGACGGCGAGCGCAUCAAGAUCCAGCUAUGGGAUACGGCAGGCCAGGAGCGCUUCAGAAAGAGCAUGGUGCAGCACUAUUACAGGAACGUACAUGCUGUUGUGUUUGUAUAUGAUAUGACAAACAUUGCCAGUUUUCACAGUCUGCCGUCAUGGAUAGAGGAAUGCAAACAACACCUUCUUGCCAAUGAUAUACCACGGAUUCUUGUUGGAAAUAAAUGUGACCUGAGAAGUGCUAUUCAGGUACCUACGGACUUGGCCCAGAAGUUUGCUGAUACUCACAGUAUGCCAUUAUUUGAAACCUCUGCCAAAAACCCCAAUGACAAUGACCACGUGGAGGCCAUAUUUAUGACACUGGCUCACAAGCUUAAAAGUCACAAGCCAUUAAUGCUUAGUCAACCCCCAGAUCGCGAUGAAAUACAUAUAAAGCCUGAACCAAAACCUGCCAUGACCUGCUGGUGUUAAGUCAUACUAUUGUCAGGUAUCACCUUGUCUUGUUUGCAAAUGCUUCAAAAUUACGAUCUUGGCAAAGUUCCAGGUUUUGGUAGCAAUUAUAGCGAAUCUCUUUGGCACUUUAAUGUGUUGGUUUUGUUUUUUUUCUGGUGUAGAUGUGCCCAUCUCAUGUUCUUGCACUUUGUAAUUGUACUUUCUGAAUUACUGAAGUUUCACUAUAAAUAUACGGGAAAGUAAACUUUCAAGCGAAGUUUUGACAAAGCAAUUCUACUUGAGCUCUUGCUGCCUGAGAUUGUUUUCAUCACUUGUGGUAAGGUUAGAAAUAGUAAGCCAGUUUACUAACAUUUUUGGUUGCUACUUGCAUUGGAAUAACGUAUGAGAAAAAGUGUCUUGUGACAGCCAGAUAGCUUGAUUUUUGGGUCAGCGAGUGGGGAGAUUUUUGGCAUAUGAAGGAAUAUUUGGUGACUGCUAGCAAAUUGCUAAGCAAGUACCUUUUUAUUUUACAAACAAAAAACAGGACUGUCAGAUAAAGUUUGGGCUGUCAGUGUAGGUGCAAACUGCUGGCUUUGGCCUGUCAUUCCACUGUAAACUUCGUCGGUUUCUUCAUGGCAAUGGUAAGAGAAUUGACAAACUUGUC